Strongyloides ratti is the source of this 972-nucleotide messenger RNA. RefSeq names its product Glycoprotein-N-acetylgalactosamine 3-beta-galactosyltransferase 1. Gene Ontology annotation, cellular component: membrane. Lineage: Eukaryota; Metazoa; Nematoda; Chromadorea; Rhabditida; Strongyloididae. The record is from RefSeq and is a predicted model, not a curated record. The transcript is spliced from 3 exons. Bases 1 to 972 code for a protein of 323 amino acids. Gene Ontology annotation, molecular function: N-acetylgalactosaminide beta-1,3-galactosyltransferase activity.
AUGAAAAAAACAAAUUUUAUUAAUAUUUAUCUACAAUUAUUUAUUAUUUAUAUACAAAUUUUUAGUAUUAAAAAUGAUAGCAAUUUAAAAAUUAUAAAUAAUAAAAUAUUUAAUUAUAAAAAUGAAAAUAUUUAUUAUGAUAAUAAUAUUGUAUCAAAAUUCUUAUAUAAUAAUGUAAAGAUAUUUUGUUUAAUAUUAACAGGACCUCAAUAUAUAACAAGUAGAGUUAAUUAUCAGAAAGAAACGUGGUUAAAUAGGUGUAAUGAUUUUUUAUAUGUUUCAUCGUUAUCAAAUAUAUCAUUACCUUCAAUUGGUGUAGAUGUAGUGGAAGGACGUGAUACAUUAUGGGAAAAAAUAAGAUAUGGAAUAGAAUAUGUUUAUAAAUAUUAUUUUAAUAAUUAUGAUUGGUUUUUACUUAUUGAUGAUGAUAGUUAUGUAUUUAUGGAAAAUUUAAGAUUUUUUUUAUUAUCAAAAAAUUCUAAUAAUUUAUUACAUUAUGGAUUUAGAAUGAAAGAUUUAAAAUCUACAAUAAAAGAAGGUUAUAUUCAAGGUGGUAGUGGUGAUGUUUUAAGUAAAAUGGUAUUAAAAAAAUUGGUUAAUAUAGGAUUUAAAAAUGAUUCAAUAUGUAAGAAAUAUUCUGAUAAUUCAGGAGAUGUUGAGUUAGGUGAAUGUUUAUCAAAUAUUGGAAUUAAAAUAGGUGAAAGUAGAGAUUUUUUAUCACGUUUAACAUUUAUUCCAGGACCACCAGAUGCUUUUACAGGUGUUAGUGAUAAUUCUAUAUAUAAGUCAUUUAAUAAACUUAGCUAUUAUAUGUUUAAAAGAGGACAUAAUAUGUAUAUUAUUGAAUACUUAUUGUAUCAAGCAAAUGUAUUUGGUCGUCAAUCUACAUUUAAUUAUAAUAUAACAAGAAAUAAAAUAAAUGAUGACUAUUUAAAAAAAUUACUUUAUAAAAAAUUAAAUAAUAAUUUAUAA